This is a messenger RNA of Mytilus trossulus (common blue mussel), 1890 nucleotides long. RefSeq lists its product as uncharacterized. Bases 1 to 1890 code for a protein of 629 amino acids. Gene Ontology annotation, cellular component: extracellular matrix. Gene Ontology annotation, biological process: cell adhesion involved in heart morphogenesis; larval heart development. Lineage: Eukaryota; Metazoa; Mollusca; Bivalvia; Mytilida; Mytilidae. The transcript has 3 exons. The record is from RefSeq and is a predicted model, not a curated record. Gene Ontology annotation, molecular function: catalytic activity.
AUGGCUAGAUCUAUGGAAGAAAAUAGUAGUGGUUUUUAUGUUAUAUGUAAAUAUAUUACGAAAUAUACAUUACGAUGGCUGAAAUCUUCAACAACAAUUCAGAUACUGGUGAAAGACGCAUACCAUGGUUAUACAGUUGAUCAUAUCGUUUGUUCUGCUGGUAUCACAGAACUGAAAGCAAAUUACGCCCUGUGGAAGAAUAGAAUUAUACAGUUUUUGCUACUGGUUGCUGGAAUUGAGCAAAAUCCAGGUCCAGAUCAGAGUGACAAAAAGAAUUUGAAAAUAGUACACAAUAAUGUGUGUAGUUUACUUCCUAAGUUAGAUCUCAUUAACAAUGAACUACAUGAGUAUGACAUUAUUUGUAUAUCAGAAUCUCAUCUUGACAAGUCAAUUACUGAUGACCAAAUUAAAUUAAAUGGGUUUCAUAAGCCUAUUAGGUUAGAUAGAAAUAGACAUGGUGGAGGUGUGACCAUUUAUGUGAAAAAUAGUCUACAUUUUAUUAUACAGAAUGACAUAUCUGUAAGCAAUCUUGAGUUGCUUUGGGUUGAAGUGAGGAAUUAUAGUAAUGAAAAAUUUUUAGUUGGUGUUUUUUACCGGCCUCCAAACUCAAAUUCUAAUAUAUGGGAAUUAUUUAAUGAGUCAGUUGAUAAAGCACUUGAUUGUAAUUUGCCAAUUUUCCUUUGUGGUGAUUUCAAUUGCGAUAUGAUGUCAAACACAAGUAACUCUUUUAAAAAGUUACUUAACCGUUUAAACUUAGAAAAUGUUGUUUGGGAGCCUACCAACUUUACAACCCAAACUGGAACUUGUAUUGAUUUAUGUGUGACUAAUCGCAAGAACUUAAUUAAAUCAGUAACUGUUCUUACACCGAUAUGCAGUUCUCAUUCUCCUGUUUCAGUCGAAAUUUCAUUUAAAACUUUUAAACAACACUCGUUUAAAAGACAAAUUCGUGAUUUUAAGCGUGCAGAUUAUGAAGGUCUUAAAAACCAGUUGAAUGAUACUGACUGGGAUGAUGUUGUUUUUAAUUCAAAUAAUAUAAAUGAUGUUUAUAUGAACUUUGUCAGAACAUUCGAAAGUACUGUAAAUAGAUAUAUACCUACUAAAACUAUUACAGUAAGACCAAAUGAUAAACCUUUUAUGAACAACUUAAUAAGAAACAAGAUAAGACAUCGUAAUAGAAUUCACCACAAAGCGAAAACUUCAAAUAAUCCAGAUCACUGGAAAAAAUUUAGAGAAAUUCGUAAUGAAAUUAUCAGCUUAGUUAGAAAGGCAAAAGAAGAUUAUAAGUGCAAACUGACAUCUCAACUUAUUGACAAAAAUAUUCCUCCUGGUAAAUGGUGGCGCAUUGCCAAGUCUGUAUCAAAUUUUACUAAAAAUAGAGAUUCUCCCCCUUUUUUAGAACAUGAUGGCCAAAUUUUUAUUCAUCCAUUGGACAAAUCAGAGAUCCUGAACAAUCAUUUUGCUAAUAUAGCUAAUAUUGAUACAGAACCAGAAAUUCCUGAUAAUAAAGAGCCUCCUCCAUGUCAUUUAAAUAAAUUUGUCAUCACUGAGAAAGAAAUUUUAGAUCAAUUAAAAAUCUUGAAUGUUAACAAACCUGCUGGACCUGACGGUAUCAGUCCUAGAAUUUUAAAAGAGGUUGCUAGCUUUAUUUCUAAACCAUUAACUAAGUUAUUUAAUAUGUCUCUAUCAGUUAAACAGGUUCCACUGUUAUGGAAAACUGCACAUGUUAAUCCUAUUUUUAAAGGAAAAGGUAGUCCACAUUCAGCUCUAAACUAUCGUCCAAUAUCUGUUACUAGUAUUGUUUGUAAGAUUAUGGAAAAAGUUCUAUUUAAACAUUUGUAUAAUUACAUGAGAAGUAAUAACCUUUUGUCAAAGUUUCAAUCUGGUUUCUAG